This is a messenger RNA of Dendronephthya gigantea, 2231 nucleotides long. Its product is annotated as solute carrier family 28 member 3-like. Gene Ontology annotation, biological process: nucleoside transmembrane transport. Gene Ontology annotation, cellular component: membrane. NCBI's taxonomy places the organism in Eukaryota, Metazoa, Cnidaria, Anthozoa, Malacalcyonacea, Nephtheidae. The record is from RefSeq and is a predicted model, not a curated record. Bases 293 to 2116 code for a protein of 607 amino acids. The transcript is spliced from 12 exons. Gene Ontology annotation, molecular function: nucleoside:sodium symporter activity.
CAAAGUAACACCAUCCUUUAAACCAUCUGCAACAUUGCCAGAAACCUUUCUCCCUGUCUUGCUUUCAACGAAGGCCAAAGCCUCCCUUUCUAAUGCUGGAUCAAAUUUUGCAUCUUUCUAAAGAUAUUGAACAAUAAAAGUGACCGAAAUCAAUAUAUUUAUAAAACCAUAUAUGGUCAGAAGGUCAUAUAGUCAUGAAUAUCACCCGCCGCUGUUUGCCGCUACCAUGGAACAUUAAAAUACAAAUAUUCUUUAGUUUUCUCCAACAAUUCAUUGGUUUCCUGUCGCAAAUAUGUCUGUAUCUUUAAAUAUGGAUAAUCCUUGUGAAACACAGAAUCAGCAAGGACAAAAACAGUUGGCUGUGAAUAUGAAUGACCCUACUGAACAAGACAAAAUUAUGGAAAUAAAAAUAACUGAACAGCAAAACCCCAGGGAGCCACAGCUGGAAAAUUCAUCUAAAAGCAUUCAUGAACUACAAACAUUAUUGAAUCGGAUCAUUGUGAAACAUAGUCCUCACUCGCUGACCUUAUGGAAAAAGCAUAAAAAGAUCAUCUUAACAUUUCUCCUGCUUAUUGCCCUUAGUAUUUAUUGCCUUAUUGGUAUAUCGUUAGCAGGUUUUGAAAAAGCUAAAGAUCUUUUUAUCGUUCUGGUUGUGAGUGUCAUUAUUGUUAUUUAUGGCAUUAUACGAGAUACAUUUGGCAAACAGGUGGCAACUUUAGUGAUAGAGCCAGUGAAAGAAAAGAUUGAAGAACAUUGGAGAAUUUUGCGUUGGUUCCUGUAUGGCACAUUGGUACUGCUAAUUUUCCUCUGGUUGUUGCUUGAUACAAUCAAAGAUGUGAAAAGACUACAAUCUGUUGCAGGAUUGAUUGUAUUCAUCAUUUUAGCUUAUCUUAUUUCAACUGACAAAAAAAAGGUAACAUGGCGGCCUGUUCUUUGGGGUUUGGUUCUGCAGUUCAUUUUUGGUAUUCUCAUACUGAGAACCAAGGAAGGAUACAAUGCUAUGAAUUACAUAGGAGAGAAAGUGACAAGAUUUCUUGAUUAUACUGUAGCAGGCAUUGUUUUUGUAUUUGGGGAAUCCUACUAUCUUCAUUUUGUAGCAUUUAAGGUUUUAAUGGUUGUGAUAUUUGUGAGCUCUGUGACAUCAGUGUUGUACUAUAUUGGUGUUAUGGAAGUGAUCAUUGUGAAGCUCGCAUGGCUUAUGCAAAUUACUUUGAAAGUGUCUGGGGUAGAGGCAUUGUGUGCUGCUGCUAAUGUGUUUGUAGGCCUGAUUGAAGCGCCUCUUUUAAUUGGCCCCUUCGUGAAAGAUGUAACAAUGUCAGAAUUACAUUCCAUAAUGACCAGUGGUCUGGCGACCAUAGCUGGUGGAAUGCUAGCUGCUUAUGUUAGUCUGGGUGUUGAUGCACAACAUGUGUUGUCAGCGUCAGUCAUGUCUGCACCAGCAGCCCUGGCUAUAUCCAAGUUAAUGUACCCAGAAACGGAAGUCCCCACUACCUCUGGUCUCAACGCUAUACAGUUUCAGAAAAGAAACGAGAAAAAUGUCAUAGAAGCAGCCGCGAAAGGAGCCUCGGCUGCAAUUGGCCUUGUGGCAAAUAUUGGCGCAAAUCUCAUUGCGUUUUUUGCGUUUCUUUCAUUCAUCAAUGCGAUACUAUCGUAUCUUGGUAGUUUGGUUUUAUAUCCCGAACUCUCGUUUGAGUUGAUUUGCUCAUAUGUCUUUGCACCAUUUGCUUUCCUGAUGGGCGUGCAGUGGUCUGAUUGUACGAAAGUAGCAGAGUUAAUAGGUGUGAAAACGUUUCUCAACGAGUUCUUGGCAUUCGGACAACUGUCAGUGUUAAUUAAGAAUAGAAAAAGUAUGUCACCUGGACCAGUUUUAUCGCUUCGAUCGGAAACGAUCGCGGUAUAUGUACUGACAGGAUUCACCAACUUCUUAUCUGUCGGUAUUUUUCUUGGUGGUUAUGGUCAGUUAGCACCAAAUCGUAAAACAGACAUGGCAAGGAUUGCAAUACGAGGUUUGAUAGCCGCGACGUUAGCAUGUAUGAUCACUGCUUGUGUUGCAGGCAUUUUAUAUCAAGAGAAUUGGGAUGAAUCAUCAAAGUUUAACCCCACUGUAGCGACGUAGCAGGAGUUUCUUUGUGGUUCAAGUGACGGAAACAAAAGAAUAGUCUAAUCAUAUCCUUGAAAACAUUUUUUGACUAUAGAAGGUUGGAUAUUCAGUGAAUAUUUUUAGUACUUUU